Molecule: messenger RNA, 871 nt
Organism: Folsomia candida
Lineage: Eukaryota; Metazoa; Arthropoda; Collembola; Entomobryomorpha; Isotomidae
Product: ubiquitin-conjugating enzyme E2 2
Exons: 4
Coding region: 91-660 (189 amino acids)
Source: RefSeq, a predicted model, not a curated record
AAUUCCUGAUAAACAUAUUCAUUUGACUGGUUCAUUCUUGGAUUGCGUGCAGCGCAUUUGCUUUUCACGUUUCUAAAUAUCUACUAAAAAAUGAGCUCAGCAGCAAAAAAGAGAUUACGCAACGAUCUAAUGAAAAUCUACUCUGACCCACCCCCCGGAAUAAGUGCUUCCCCAGUAGACUCGGAUAUCUUUUGUUGGAAUGCCAUAAUCUCUGGUCCGGAAAACACCCCCUUUGAUGGUGGAAUAUUUCGACUGCGUCUCGAGUUUGACACUGACUACCCAAAUACUGCCCCCAAAGUUGCAUUUUUCUCAAAAAUGUUCCACCCAAACGUAUACAAAAAUGGGAGAGUGUGUCUCGAUAUCUUAGAAGAACCCGAAAAGUGGAGUUCCGCUUAUGAUGUAGCAGCUAUUCUUUGUGGUAUUCAAGCAAUGUUGGGGGAUCCAAACCCUAACUCUCCUGCUAAUAUGGAGGCAAAUAUAUUAUUCACCACGCAGCCGGAAGUAUAUGAACAAAUGGUUAGACGGGACAUUGUUGAGAGGUCUUCGGGGGAUGGUGAAGGUUCAGACGACGACGAGAAUGAGAACUUGGCUGAAGCUAUACAGCAACAAGAAUUAGAAGAUGCUCUCAAUGAAUUGGCAAUUGCAGAAUUAUCUGACUGAGGAUGAGAUGGAUUGCGUAUCACUGUAAAAUCCAUAGUGUCAAAUUAAUGCCUAUCAAAUAUGAACGGUAAAAACAACAGAACUUUUUAAUAAGCUUUAAUAAGUCGAUUUAUUUUACAUUCUACUGAAUGUCCAUCUUUAUUCUUCUGUAAAUCUAUAAUAUACUCACAUAGACAAAGAACAAAAGACUUUGAGAUGUGUACAUUUGAAA